AUGUCUGGUUCAGACUUCGACCUUGGCGCAGCAUUCAUCCCCGCUCUCCACAAACCAGCUCCUCUCCUGCCGAUUGCCAAGCAUCGCGAGUCGCUGCUGUACCUCGUCGAGACGUAUCCAGUCACGAUUGUUGUGGGCCAGACAGGCUCUGGCAAGAGCACCCAGAUUCCCCAAUAUCUCGAGCAUGUUGGAUGGUGCGCUGACGGCAAGGUCAUUGGCGUUACCCAGCCUCGUCGUGUCGCUGCCACCACAGUAGCCAUCAGGGUCGCCGAGGAAUUUGGCGGCGAGAUUGGCAAAGAGGUCGGAUACUCGAUCCGGUUUGAAGAUGUCACUUCUGAGAGCACCCGCAUCAAGUUCCUUACCGAUGGUCUGCUCAUACGAGAGGCGCUCGUGGACCCCCUGCUCUCUCGUUACUCGGUGAUCAUUGUCGAUGAAGCUCACGAGAGGUCCAUCAGUUCUGACAUCCUGCUGGGCCUGCUUAAAAAGAUCCGCAGGAAGAGGCCAGAUCUGAGAAUCAUUAUCAGUAGUGCAACACUCCAAGCUGAAGAUUUCCGCAACUUCUUCUCAGAUGCCAGGGAAGACGCAACCUCAGAUGCCAAGCAAGACAGCAAAGGGGACGUCGCAACCAUUAUUAGCUUGGAGGGGAGGACCUACCCGAUAGACAUCCUCUACCUCGAGUCCCCGGCUGAGGAUUAUCUUGAAAAAGCGGUCUCGACAGUUCUCGACAUCCAUACAAAUGAACCCAAGGGUGACAUUCUUGUCUUCCUCGCCGGGAGAGAGGAAAUCGACCAAGCGGUCCAAGCCGUCUCAGAACGCUCAGUUCAGCUCCCGCCAGGGUCACAAUCCAUCCUUCCGCUGCCGCUGUAUGCGGGCUUACCGGCGGAGCAGCAGAUGUACGUGUUUGAGGAGGCACCAGAGAACUACCGGAAGGUCAUCUUCUCGACCAACAUCUCGGAGGCAUCAGUGACAAUAGACGGCAUCGUCUAUGUAAUUGACUCUGGUUUCGUCAAGCUCCGGGCGUACAACCCAAAGACCGGGAUUGAGAGUUUGACAGUGACGCCUGUCUCCAAAGCAUCCGCAGCCCAGCGCGCAGGGCGAGCAGGCAGGACAAAACCCGGCAAAUGUUUUCGGCUUUACACCGAAGAAGCCUACCAAUCUCUCCCCGACGCCAACGUGCCCGAGAUACAACGCUCCAAUCUCGCGCCGUUCAUCCUCCAACUCAAGGCGCUGGGAAUAGAUAAUGUUCUAAGGUUCGACUUUCUUACGCCGCCUCCGGCAGAGCUGAUGAUCAGGGCGCUUGAGCUGCUCUACUCGCUCGGGGCGCUGGAUGAGUAUGCCAAGCUCACAAGGCCGUUAGGACUGAGAAUGGCUGAGCUGGCAGUCGAGCCGAUGAUGGCCAAAACGCUGCUGUCGGCGCCGUCCUUUGGUUGCCUGAGCGAGAUUCUGACAAUAGCCGCCAUGACGAGUCUUGGAGGCAAUAUCUGGGUCCAACAUGAAGGCGAGAAGAAAAAAACGGAAAGCGCAAAGAGGAAAUUCGCCGCCGAAGAAGGUGACCAUCUCACCCUUCUGAACGUCUACCAAGCGUUUAUUACCAAGGGCCGCAAGGAAUCCCGUUUCUGUCACGAUAACCUGCUCAACUUCAAGGCAAUGACACGCGCAGUCAGCAUCCGAAACCAGCUGAAGCGAUACCUCGAACGAUUCGGGCUCAACGUAGACGAGUCGCUAGCAGCACACUCGACUGCGGCAGCCGGCGGUAACAACAACAACAAAGCCGAACAAAUUCGGCGAUGCCUGACGGCAGGUUACUUUGCUCACGCCGCGAGGAUGCAGCCGGACGGCACGUUUCGCAACGUCUCCGGCACGACUGUCCUCCACGCGCAUCCAAGCUCUAUCAUGUUCAACCGCAAGGCGGACUGGGUCAUUUUCCACGAGGUCAUGGAGACGGGCACCAAGACGUUCAUACGGGAUAUCACCCGGAUUGAGAAGUCGUGGUUGGUGGAGUAUGCGCCGGAGUUCUACAAGACCGGGUGA
Parathielavia appendiculata is the source of this 2031-nucleotide messenger RNA. RefSeq names its product P-loop containing nucleoside triphosphate hydrolase protein. The record is from RefSeq and is a predicted model, not a curated record. The coding region runs from base 1 to 2031 and encodes 676 amino acids. The transcript is spliced from 2 exons. Gene Ontology annotation, cellular component: intracellular anatomical structure; catalytic step 2 spliceosome. NCBI's taxonomy places the organism in Eukaryota, Fungi, Ascomycota, Sordariomycetes, Sordariales, Chaetomiaceae. Gene Ontology annotation, molecular function: helicase activity; ATP hydrolysis activity; RNA binding.